Messenger RNA from Acanthamoeba castellanii str. Neff, 1212 nucleotides. RefSeq names its product tyrosine/serine phosphatase, putative. Bases 1 to 1212 code for a protein of 403 amino acids. Gene Ontology annotation, biological process: dephosphorylation. The record is from RefSeq and is a predicted model, not a curated record. The transcript has 6 exons. Gene Ontology annotation, molecular function: phosphoprotein phosphatase activity. NCBI's taxonomy places the organism in Eukaryota, Discosea, Longamoebia, Acanthamoebidae.
AUGCGAACGGCAGAUGAACAAAGGGAUGAGGAGGAGGAAUGGGAAGACAAAGACAACGAGGACGUGCGAUGGGACCAGGAGAACGCGUGCGUGCGACUUGCCGGCAAGUCCGUCCUCUACAACUUCCGCGACGUCGCUGCCUGCACGCCCAAAGGCGGAGAGAGCGGAAUGCGGAAAGGGCUGGUGUACCGCAGUGCGGCGGUGUCGAGGGGCAAAGUGACGUGCGACGAGGUGAUCAAGGGCACCCUCGCCCUCUGGGCCGAGUGCCUCAACAUCAAAACCCUCAUCGACCUCCGCACCAACACCGAGAAGAGGUCUGACGAGCACGACAAGCAGGUGGAGAAGGUCUAUCCGACGGUUCCACUAACGCAGAAGCGGGCUGCUGAGGGGCGACAGAGGUUCCACACCAACGUCCUCUCCUACUCGACCCUCUUCAAAGGCUUCGUGCUGCCCGCCUCUCCCGGCACCAAAGCCCGCGUCCUCCGAGCCUUCUUCGCCGCAGGGGAGGACACCGGCCGGUUGAAAUCCGCAAAGGCGAUGCUCUGCCGCGAGGUGGUGAGUCCGCGCGGCCUCGUGAGCCUGUACAUACUCAUGCUCUCCCAAUCGGCGGCCCUACUCAAGAAGGUGUUGAUGCUGUGCAGCGAUCCCCAGAACCAUCCAGUACUCUUCCACUGCUCGUCUGGCAAGGACCGAACGGGCCUGAUCGCCGCCCUCAUCCAAUCGGUGUGCGGGGUGAGCGAGGAGGAGAUUCUCGACAGUUACGCCGAUUCGGAGACCUACCUCGCACCCGUGCUGGAACUGAUCGCCGAGGAGGACCGAAAGCGAGGUCUCUCCGAGGAGUUUGAUGGCACCCCGCGGCACGCGAUGGAGAAGACUUUCGAGUACAUCAAAGAGUCGUACGGCGAUGUGCGCGGGUACCUGGUGGCCAUCGGAUUCACUCACGAGCACCAGCGCCAGCUGCGCGAGGCGCUGAUGGUGGACCCCGAAAGCGACGAAGAGUACAGCGAUGGAGACACCAACAACGAGGACGAGAUCGAGCAGAAGCGAGGGUACGACAAGAUCGAGAGAGGAGGGCAGGCUUGGACGGCCGGGCGAGCACCAUCGGGCUCCGAGAUCUCGCGACUGCCGACCAAGCAACGACGCGAAAACAAAGACGCCGUCUUGCGCUCGCCAAAACGGAGCCUGGACUCCUCCAGAAGUUCCACCCUUUGA